AGGCUGCCGUCAGCGCCCCCCGUGUGCCGGGCGCCGGCAGCACUUCCGCAAACGUAAUUGGAGUCGGGAAAACAAAGGCGCUGCCCAGGGAGCCCUCGCCCGACGCCAGUUGCCGCCGGAGAAGGGGGAUGAGGGAUGGGCCCGGGUGUCCAGGCCCUUCUCGGCCCAGCCCCACUUGCGUCCUUGGCACAAACGUCUCUGGGAGAAAGGCGGAGAUGAGAACCUCCACACAGUCCCAGUGACAAGGACAUGGCCCUGCUUUGGCAGAAGGAGGAAAUUGAUAUUGUCAGUCUCCCCAGAUCAACAGUCAAGAUUUUAAAAGUCAUAAGCCUUCUGAUGGUGGUGGUGAGCCAUGGCUGCAGAUGAUAAAGUUGCUAUCUUAACUGAUGAUGAGGAGGAGCAGAAGAGAAAAUAUGUGCUUGCUGAUCCCUUCAAUGGAAUUUCCAGGGAACCAGAACCACCUUCAAAUGAAACGCCCUCCUCCACAGAAACAUCUGCUAUUCCUGAGGAGGAAAUAGACUGGAUAGAAAAACAUUGUGUUAAAAUAAACAACGAUCUUCUCAUUUCCAAGGUUUUUUAUUUUUUCUUUUACUCUGCCUAUGGUUCUCUUUACCCACUUUUGCCUGUGUAUUAUAAACAGCUGGGAAUGUCGCCAAGCCAGAGUGGACUGUUGGUUGGUAUUAGAUACUUCAUUGAAUUCUGUAGUGCCCCCUUUUGGGGUGUGGUUGCAGACCGCUUCAAAAAAGGCAAAAUUGUCCUUCUCUUUUCUCUUUUGUGUUGGGUUUUAUUCAACCUGGGCAUUGGGUUUGUCAAACCUGCUACCUUGAGAUGUGUACCAAAGAUUCCCCCAACAGCUCACCCCACCAAUGCAAGUCACCUGUUAACCGUCUUGCCAACAAAUUCUUCUGCUAUCUCUUUCCUUACUAUAUCACCAAAAACGCGUGAGAAAAGGGACUUGUUUCCUCCCAGUGGGCCCCCAGUGUUAGAAACGGGGCCCAACAUCUUAGAUGCUGAUAUCCUUACGACAGCUUCAACCAAGGUCCAUGAACCCACUCUGCAGCCCCAGAUAGAUGAAAUCACUGACCUUGUGAUGGACUUGAGCCUGAAUACAAGCACAGCAACCCUUACCCCCACGGGGAAUGUAACCAGGGAGACAACCACUGCUAUUGUCACUACCACCAAACCUUUACCUUCUGACCAAGUCACUCUUGUUUAUGAUCAGCAAGAGGUUGAAGCUAUAUUCUUGGUGAUCUUGGUAGUUGUCAUAAUCGGAGAAUUUUUCAGUGCCUCUUCUGUCACGAUUGUAGACACAGUAACCCUCCAGUAUCUGGGAAAGCACCGAGACCGCUAUGGACUGCAGCGCAUGUGGGGCUCCCUGGGCUGGGGCCUGGCGAUGCUGUCCGUGGGCAUCGGGAUUGACUACACCCACAUGGAAGUUCUCGUGGAUGGCAAGGGGUGUAAGCCCCCUGAGUACCGGAACUACCAGAUCGUCUUCAUCGUCUUCGGAGUUCUCAUGACGAUGGCCUUGAUUGUGGCCACCCAGUUCCGUUUCCGCUACAACCACUUCACAAACAGUGACAGCAAGGGGAAAGAGGUGGAGAUCCCUCAGGUGGAAAGGAACAACUCCACCGAGUCCUCCGAGGAGACACCCACCACCACGAGCCACUCGCAGACCUUCAACUUUUGGGACUUAAUCAAACUGCUCUGCAGCGUGCAGUAUGGCUCAGUGUUGUUUGUGGCUUGGUUCAUGGGUUUUGGAUAUGGCUUCGUGUUCACCUUUCUCUACUGGCAUUUGGAAGACCUGAAUGGAACUACGACCCUCUUUGGGGUCUGUUCAGUCCUAAGUCACGUGUCUGAGCUGACAGCUUAUUUUUUUAGUCACAAGCUUAUUGAAUUGAUUGGCCAUAUCAGGGUUCUGUACAUUGGCCUGGCCUGCAAUACAGCUCGCUAUAUUUAUAUUUCCUACCUGGAAAAUGCCUGGACUGUCCUCCCCAUGGAAGUUCUUCAAGGAGUGACACACGCGGCCAUCUGGGCAGCAUGUAUUUCUUACCUCAGUGCAGCUGUUCCCCCGGAGCUGAGGACGUCUGCACAGGGCAUCCUGCAGGGCCUUCACCUGGGAUUGGGGAGAGGAUGUGGUGCCAUGAUUGGAGGAGUGUUAGUCAAUUAUUUUGGGGCUGCUGCAACCUUCCGAGGCAUUGGCAUGGCCUGCCUGGUGAUCCUCCUGCUCUUUGCCCUGAUCCAGUGGCUGGCAGUGCCAGAUGAGGAAGAAGACAAGACAAUGUUGGCAGAAAGGAUUCCUGUUCCCUCCAGUCCUGUUCCCAUAGCAACCAUCGACUUGGUACAGCAACAGACAGAAGAUGUCAUGCCACGCAUUGAGCCCAGACUUCCACCCAAGAAAACCAAGCACCAGGAAGAACAAGAAGAUGUGAACAAACCAGCCUGGGGGGUCAGCUCCUCCCCCUGGGUGACUUUGGUCUAUGCACUCUACCAAAUUAAAGAGAUGAUGCAACUGACAAGAGACAACCGUGCUUCUGAGAUACAGCCUUUACAGGGGACCAGUGAGAAUCAAGAAAAUUCUCCAGCUGGUGGAGUCCAACCUGUCCCUAGUGAGACUCACCCUGACCCACCUAGAAACCAGCCAUCCCCUGACGCAGCAGCAUCUCAGACGCAGAUUAGCUCUGUUCACCCCAGUGUGGACCCACGUGCGGAGGAGAGUGGGGAGCAGCACACUCGGCCUGCCACUGGAGGAUGCUGAGGGACCGUGUCUUGCUCAUCUCACACCCUGCAUGGAAUUGGGUUCCUUGGCCAGACCCCAUCACAACUCCUGCGGAGGAGCCAGCACCGCAUACGCUUCUAAAUAUCUAAACUCAUUAACAUGGAAAACACACACACAUAAACACACACACACCUGAGCUACAGUACAUAUGGCAAGAGAAGGUGAACUUCCAUAGUCCCAUUGGAGUCACAGAAAGAUAAUAGCAUUCAGUGAGGACUUCCGUUCUUGGUUGGUUAGGUGAAUGACCACAGAACAUUUUUGCCAAUGCAGGAAGGCUGGAAACCAGCUGUUACACUAAGUAGAGGGAACACAAGUAUUUCAAGGUGAAUAUUGGUAUAAUUUCCCUCUUCUGAUUAUUUAUUCUAAUUAUUGUGUUCUUAAUGCCCACUGUAAAGAAAUAGAGAACAUCUAUAAUUUUUUUCUCUAGAAGAGAACCAUUUAAAAAAAUUGUAAGAUAUAUUAAAAGGUAAUCACAUGAAAGUAGUACUUAUACUUUUUUGUUUAAAAUUUUAAAAAGUUAAGUUUCAUCAUAAGUUUUGCAUAUCUCCAACAAAAUAUAUUUUUAUAUACGUAUGGUAUAUAUUGAAAAUAGUACUGAGCAGCAAAAGCUGUCAUUGACUACUGCAAGCUAAAUUGAGCUUUAAAAUGCCUUUUGUUUUAAAUGGGCUUUGAGAAUGACUAGAAAUGAGGGAAUAUUUCAAAGAAACUGACCAAGUCAGUAUCCUAUGGCUUAACAGGUAAGGGUUUACUAAAUAUAUUAUACUGGAAAUAGCUUCCAUCACUAUUUACUAUUUUAGAGGGAUUUGGGCUCUAGUUAGCUUAUAUAAUAAAAAAAAAAUCACUGGAUUCCUAAGGUUCCUUUAAUUACACAGUACUAUUUACAAAGAACAGUAUAAGAUUUAAGUGCCUGGGAGAGGGAUACAAUUUUUAAAACUUACCUAGUAGGUCAGUUUUGUUUGUGAGGUGGUAAAUAAGAAAUUGGGAAUAGAAAGGGUGUAACAAGAGGUACUUUCUAAAGAAUAAAGAAACAAAUCUCAGUGUGCUCUUUCCCAAGAAGAUAUAGUCAGACACUGGACAAUUAGAUCUGGGUAUGGGACUGUACAUAUUCAGCUAUCUUCAGAACAAUGGUUUGGUGAAUCAUGCAUAACGCUUGCUGCUAAAAAUGAAAGUGGAGGACUAGGGAGAGAGAGCCACUGCUUCAGCUGAAUGAAAGGCAAUUGGGAGAGAGGAAGGAACAAUUAGAAGCCAGCUCCCACCUUAGCCUCUGGUCAUACAGGAUCACGGUAAAUCCAGGGCCUCCCCAUGACACAGCUCUGCCCAGUACUUUAUCUGGGAGAAGAAAUUGUACACUUGGAUAUCUAGCUUCACCACAAAACAUAGCUUAAAAAGAAAUAGAGUUAAGCAAAUAGUUAUUUUUGCACUUGAACUGAAACGUACUGUACUGUAAAUUAUCAUGACUCAUUUUAAGUGACCUUUAAAAUCAGAUGUAUUUAUUAUGCUUGUGUAAUUACAGAAAUAAAGAAGUGGGUGACAGGCUGAACCUCGCCUAUGAAUGUACAGUAUGUAGAUUUGUGAAACUGACUGUAGGAAGUCAAAAACUUAUAUUGUAUCUUGUGUUUACAGUUCUGAUUUAUUUCUUUGAAAAGCCUGCUGUUUUGGAAAUGCACAGUGAACAUGUUGAAGUAAAAAUAAAACACAUUUUUAAAUAUUUCUUAAAUGAUAAAGAUGUGACCAAACAAGUAAAAGUCCUUUACUCUGUAAUGAAUGAGACCAAAUGCAACACACCUUUGUCAUGAAAUGUUUACUGUGGGAGUUGAUCCAAUAAUGCAGUAAUUUCCAGCCUUUUGAGCUGACACCUUCAUGAGUCUGUGGACUUUGUGACUUUUUCUUGUCUUCAAAGUGCCAUACAUUAAAGUGAAUUCAAAUUAAA
Ictidomys tridecemlineatus (thirteen-lined ground squirrel) is the source of this 4706-nucleotide messenger RNA. It is a transcript of the gene Mfsd6, whose product is annotated as major facilitator superfamily domain containing 6. The record is from RefSeq and is a predicted model, not a curated record. Gene Ontology annotation, cellular component: plasma membrane. Gene Ontology annotation, biological process: antigen processing and presentation of exogenous peptide antigen via MHC class I. NCBI's taxonomy places the organism in Eukaryota, Metazoa, Chordata, Mammalia, Rodentia, Sciuridae.